AUGGGCGAGAAUGCCAGCGUUCUACAGGGUUGGAGGGUCGGCCUCAAGCGUGCAUCAUCCUGCGUGCUGGAUUUCGAAAUGGACAAGAGCAAAACCAUUGCGCUGUAUUCCAAGAUUGUCGGUCCUGCUCGUGCUGCUUUGGGCAGUCAGUCAGCUUCGAAUUCGAUCGACCUCUCCUCGGGUGUGUCAAAACAGGUCGAGUAUGCAGCCAUGGAUGUGUGGGUGGCCUUGCGGCUGAGCCCUCCAAGCGGCCAAAGAUGGGCCAAGACUGACGUCUUCGGCUUCUGCUUGCUUGGAUAUCUUGAUUCGAAAAGAAGUUGCGCGCAGUGCGGCACGGUGGCUGGUGGCAGCUUGAUGUUUGUCACAGCAGGGUCGGCACCGGGUAAUGUGCCGCUCAAGGGCGAUGGCCACUUUCCAGAGCUCCAGUUGUGGAGCAGCGGGCCUUGUUGGAAACAGCUUGGCAGCGCUCAUAGUCCUCCACUGGAUUCAACCUGCCAUAGGAACAGUCGUUCCCGCAGCACCGAGACCGACCGAUUCACAACCGUGCGCUUGUCCGGACUGCUGGGAUAUCACUUAUGCGACCCCAUCUAUGGCACUGACAUUUGCUACGAGCCAGUGUGCCCACCUGGAUACUUUAGGUGCUGUGCCACCUGCUAUGAAGCACCGUGCUACGGACUGAAGAAGGACUUGCAGUUGUCUUGGCGCGGCAUCUACGAGUGCAUCCUGUGCGAGUCCGGUGACUAUUGUGAUGGGUGUGACACCUUCUCACAGUGUCCGGACAACACGCAAGCCAAUCGCGAAGGGCCUCGCGUUUCCCGUGCUGGGUCGACCCGGAUAGCUGAUUGUGAGUCCUGCGCUGCAGGAAUGCAGGCGAGUUUCCGCCGUGACAGAUGUGUGGAAGCUUACUCCCAUGUUUGCAACGAGGAGUUUGUUCAACGCUGCAUCCGAAGCUGCAAGGCCGAGGAGCCCUCGCGCGGCAAGAGGCUGACCCCUUGCGAGCAGAUCAAGUGCGAGGUGUAUUGCGCAAAGCAGUGGUCGAACGAAUGCCUAGGAGUCGUGGGAGGGCAUUGCAGGUCGCUGACAACCAUCAAGGACUCCGGAGUUAUCGGUGCGGACGGGUUGGAUGCGCAGGCUGCGGUGCUGGACUGCGACGUGGACUGCAACAGCGCUUUUCAGCAUGGUUUGGCUUGGCUCAUUCUGGCCCUGUUGUGUCUCCAUCUAUCGUGA
This is a messenger RNA of Symbiodinium natans, 1227 nucleotides long. Lineage: Eukaryota; Dinophyceae; Suessiales; Symbiodiniaceae. The record is from the annotation of a GenBank genome assembly.